AUGAUUCCUAAUCAAGUUCAGGAUCGUACAAAAGGACUGCCAGAAACCUUCAGAGACUCUGAGUUCAUACAAGCCAGGUUGCACAUGCCUAAUGCUCAGGAGACAUGUCAGAAGACAGUGCCAGACCAAUACCUGCACAGCCCAGGGCACGUGCAACCCACACCUGAGCCACAGGCAGAAAAAGGACCAGGGCAGUACAUGAGGAGUAAAGUACUUUAUAGCUUACAGAAGGCUAUCAGAGUCACAGCAAAGGAUGGAGCCAACUCUGGGUUCAGCAGCCUGGUGGCUCACCAUAUUGAUGCCAGACAGUCUUUGGCUCUGCUGCAGCUCAAAACUCUCAAACUUGUGAACCAUCAGGCCUCAGCCAUCUCAGCCGCAGGGACUACAGGUGUUUGUCAUCACAUAUUUGCUUUCAAGCUAAAAGCAUUGACUCGUUAUGGUUCUGCAGUUGCAUUUUCACUGUUAGCUGGCAGCAAGAAUGAGAAAUGUGUAUUAGAAAUAGUAAAUAGGGGACUCUCAAGAUGGCGGACCAAAACCCCCCCAAAGGAGCUAAAGGAAAAAAAGGUCAAAAAAGAAAAAAAGGAAAAGAAGCCCAAAAAGGAAGAUGCUGCUGAGAAGGUGGUGAAAAAGCCUCGAAAGCAUUGCAGCCGCAACCCGGUCCUGGCCAGAGGGAUCGGCAGAUACUCAAGGUCUGCCAUGUAUUCCAGGCAGGCCAUGUACAAACGCAAGUACACUGCACCCAAAACCCGGAUUGAAAGGAAAAAGAAAGAGAAGGUACCUGCUACCAUCUCAAAGCCAGUUGGUAGGGAUAAGAAUGGAGGAAACCAAGUGGUAAAGAUCCGCAAAAUGCCAAGGUAUUGCCCUACCAAGGAUGUGCCUAGAAAGCUGCUCAGUCAUGGCAAAAAGCCCUUCAGCCAGCACGUGAGGAGACUCCGAUCUAGCAUCACCCCAGGCACAGUUCUGAUCAUGCUCACUGGCUGCCACAGGGGCAAGCGAGUGGUUUUCCUGAAGCAGCUGGCUAGUGGUCUACUACUGGUAACUGGACCUCUGACCAUCAACCGUGUUCCUCUGCAAAGAACCCAUCAGAAAUUUGUCAUUGCCACUUCUACCAAGGUUAGCCUUUCAGGUGUGAAAAUUCCAAAUCAUCUUACUGAUGCUUACUUCAAGAAGAAGAGGCUCCAUAAACCUAGACACCAAGAAGGAGAGAUUUUUGACACAGAAAAAGAGAAAUAUGAGAUUACAGAGCAACGCAAGGCUGACCAGAAAGCAGUGGACUCUCAGAUCCUGCCCCAAAUCAAGAAGAUUCCUCAGCUCCGUGGCUACCUGCGUUCUGUAUUCUCUCUCUCCAGUGGAGUCUAUCCUCACAAACUGGUGUUUUAA
Messenger RNA from Dromiciops gliroides (monito del monte), 1380 nucleotides. RefSeq names its product 60S ribosomal protein L6-like. Gene Ontology annotation, molecular function: structural constituent of ribosome. Gene Ontology annotation, cellular component: ribosome. The record is from RefSeq and is a predicted model, not a curated record. Lineage: Eukaryota; Metazoa; Chordata; Mammalia; Microbiotheria; Microbiotheriidae. The coding region runs from base 1 to 1380 and encodes 459 amino acids. Gene Ontology annotation, biological process: translation. The transcript is spliced from 4 exons.